CGCACUUUAUCUUUACCCCUCACCUAUUUCCGAGCUCGUGUGAACGAUUCGCUUUCAACACCAUGGCUGGCAGAGUCGCUGCCGAAGAGAUGAAGUACCAAGGGGGGGAGGACUAUGCAGAUCCCGUUAAGGUUCAGACUGGCAUCCUCACAGAUAUCAAGGCUCUUCAUGCGAAAGGGAGAUUGCUGUCAACAGUCCAGACUUUGUAUGAGGUCACCAAAACUAAGGGGCAACCUAUCGAUGACAAGAAAAUGACGAUGGAAAAGCUGAUAGGAAUCACUGCAUCCUUGCCCAGUACCUCGAAAACUCGCCUCAAGCUUACCGAUACCGUCAUUGAUACGCUAUGGGACAGCCUUCAACACCCACCUCUAAGCUACAUGGGCGAUGAAUUCCAAUAUCGAACUGCAGAUGGGAGCAACAACAACGUUCUGAACCCUAACCUCGGGAAGGCUGGCACUGCUUAUGCAAAGACUUGCAAAUCCGAAAAGAAACAGCAUGCAGUUAGACCUGACCCUGGCAUGCUUUUUGAUAUGCUCAUGGCCCGCCCGGAGGGAGAGUUUAAAAAGAACCCAGCAGGUGUCUCGUCAAUGCUCUUCUAUCACGCGACCAUCAUUAUCCACGAUAUCUUUAGGACUAACCGUGUCGACCCUAAUAUCUCCGAUGCCUCCUCGUACCUAGACCUGGCCCCGCUCUACGGUUCUAAUAGGGCGGAACAAGAGAAGGUUCGUACUAUGGAACUAGGGAAGCUUUGGCCAGACACUUUCCAUGAACGACGCCUCCUCGCUCAGCCACCUGGGGUGAAUGUAAUGCUUGUGAUGUAUAAUCGGUUCCACAACUACGUUGCAGAUAUCUUGUUCAAGAUCAAUGAAGGCAACCGUUUCCCGGAACCUGACGCCAAUGUACUCUUACCCGACGAGCUCACUGCUGCCAGGAAGAAGCUAGAUGAAGAUCUUUUCCAAACCGCUAGAUUGAUUACAGGCGGGAUGUAUUGCAACAUCUCCUUGCACGACUAUCUUCGUGGGCUGACAAAUUGCCACCACUCGGACACGGACUGGGCUUUUGACCCACGAAUUGCCAUCGACCAACAUUUCGAUGGACAUGGCACUCCCCGCGGCGUCGGCAAUCAAGUAUCUGCUGAGUUCAAUCUCCUUUAUCGUUUCCAUUCGAUCAUCUCCCAGAGAGACGAGAAGUGGCUCGAAGAUUUCCUCAGCAGGGAGGUAUUCAAGGACAUCAGCAAGCCGCUCGAAAAGCUGAACCCAAAAGAGUUGCUUAUGGGGCUACUUUCUUUCGAGAAGAACAUCCCAGAUGACCCAAAGAUUCGCACAUUUGCAGGUCUUCGGAGAGAUCCGAAAACCGGCCGUUUUGACGAUGGUGCAAUGGUUCAGAUUUUGAAGGAUGCAAUUGAGGAACCUGCAGGACUCUUCGGCGCAAGAAUGGUACCCAAAGCCUUGCGUGUUGUGGAGAUUCUUGGGAUAUUGCAAUCGCGGAAAUGGGGUUUGGCUUCAUUGAACGAAUUCCGAGACUUUUUUGGCCUUGCACGCCAUAAAACCAUGGAAGACAUUAACCCAAAUCCAGAAAUCGCGGACAUCCUUCGAGCCCUGUACGACCACCCAGACAUGGUCGAACUUUAUCCUGGUCUGUUCCUCGAAGAAGGCAAGCCAGAGUUGCAGCCUGGCUGUGGAGGCUGUCCACCAUUUACAGUAGGACGAGCUGUGUUUAGCGAUGCGGUCACUCUUGUGCGAUCGGAUCGAUUCUAUACGAUCGAUUACACUGCCGCUACCCUCACGAAUUGGGGCAUCACAGAGGUUGCACCGGACUACAGAGUUCUAGCCGGGUCCAUGUACUACAAGCUCAUCCAACGCGCUUUGCCUGGUUGGUUCCCGUACAAUUCCCUUCAUGUUAUGCAGCCAUUCUACACCAAAGAGAAGAAUGCCGAAAUUGCGAAGGAAAUUGGAACGUACAAGUACUACACCGAAGCGGACCCCAAGAAGCCACCGACGCCUAAGAUUGUUAUGGGGCAUGAUGCGGUGAAGAAGGUUCUUGUCGACCAACGUUCAUUCAUGGUACCCUGGGCACCUGCACUCAAUGCAAUGUUCCCGGGGGAGAGAGAUUUCACUGGAUUCAUGCUGGGUGGAGACCAGCCUGCUAAUACCGCGCAGCGUAACCUCGUGGGCGACAUCAUUUACAGUCCUCAGCAGUUCAAGCAAUUGCUGUCGAACACUGUCGUCGAUCUAGCGAAGACAUGCCUCACGUCUGAGGAGUUUGUUAUCGGCGGCCCUGGGAGACAGAUUGAUAUACUUCGAGAUGUUGUCAUUCCAGUUAACGCCCGCGUCCUAGGGGAUCUCUUCUCCCUCGAUCUCAAAACUACCGAGAACCCAUACGGGUCACUCAGCUUGCCUACCCUCUACAAGCACUUGCUCAAUGUCCGCAUCUGGGGCUUUAACAACAAUGACCCUGGUAUGGCCUGGCGACGCCGAAUGUGGGCAACCGAGGGAGCAGACGCAUUGACCAAGUCCACCAACGAAGUUCUCAAAGGUGUGAAGAAGGAGCUCCAAUGCGAGACAAUGUACGGAUGGUUGACUUCGAGUUGGACGACGCCCAGACCCAGUAAGGCCAAGUCCGGCAGUCUUCGAUGGUAUGGUCGCCAAAUCGUGAAGGAGAUGCUCAAAGCUGGGAAGACGGUGGAAGAGGCUGGUGAUAUCUGCUGGCUCACGGCUCUCGCCGGGGUUGGUGCUCCCGUCACUGUGUUCACAGAGACCUUAAAAUGGUUCCUUGACCCCGAGAACCAAUCUUACUGGGCGGAAAUCCAAGGUUUCGCUGCAGAAAACUCCCCCAAAGCCGACGCCAAGAUCCGCGACUACGUCCUUGAAGCCCAGCGCCUAACCAGCUCCCAGCGCAACCUGCGCAUCUGCAAACAAGCCGUGACCAUCAACGGCCAAGCCUUUAUGCCAGGCGAUGUCGUCGUCUGUCUUUUGGGUCCCGCUUGCAAAGACCAAACUUGCAUCCCCAACCCAACCAGCUUCCAACCCGGCCGUGACCGAGAUGCAUACAUGCACUUCGGUUUUGGGCCGCACGAAUGUUUCGGUCGGGAGAUUGCACUCACGUUUGUAACCAGCUUGAUCAAGGUCGUUGCCGGGCUGAAGAAUCUGCGUCGUGCACCGGGCCCGAUGGGGCUUUGUAAGUAUAUCACUGUGAACCAAGAGAGGUGCUAUUUGAACGAUAAUUGGAGUUGGUUGACUUUUGAUCCGACCACGUGGAAAUUGCAUUUCGAUGGUGAGGGUAAGGGCGUCUAUGAUUCGACGUCUGUCCGCUACGAUCCGGAUUGGGAUCUUGACGCUAUCAAGCGAGAUAUUACAAGGAUGUAUAAGGCGAAGACUGCGUCGGCUUCCACUACGAAUGGGGCCCCGAAGGCGUGA
Molecule: messenger RNA, 3416 nt
Organism: Lindgomyces ingoldianus
Lineage: Eukaryota; Fungi; Ascomycota; Dothideomycetes; Pleosporales; Lindgomycetaceae
Product: prostaglandin G/H synthase 2/cyclooxygenase 2, pgh2/cox2
Exons: 14
Coding region: 63-3416 (1117 amino acids)
Biological process (GO): response to oxidative stress
Molecular function (GO): oxidoreductase activity, acting on paired donors, with incorporation or reduction of molecular oxygen; monooxygenase activity; iron ion binding
Source: RefSeq, a predicted model, not a curated record